UUCACAAUACAUCGCUGCCGUGUGUGAGAACAUCUCUCAUCGGGUGAUGUAACCGAUACACGGCGGGAAUGUACUGUGGACGUUGAGGGGGGCUGAUUUGAUCUCCUCACACGAGCCGUCGAAUGUCAAAUCGAAAUUUGAAGCAAAGGCUCUCUAAGGCCUCCGCAAGUCUGUCAGUGGAUUGUCUUUUGUUCUCUGACAGGUUUAGACCAUAGCAAUCAAGGGGACUCAACUCAACGAUGGCGACGAUGGUCUCUUCUCUUAUGUUUCUCCCGACAGCCUCCGGUAAUCGGCAGCGGUGUCGGAGGUCCUCGGAUGCAUCAUUUCGUCAUGCCGGCACCGGCAUUGCCUCCGGAAUUCGUACUGGCAUCUUCCAUCUUGGCGUGACCGUCUCUGCUCCAAAGAGGAAAAGAGGCGCGAAACAGGUUCCAUCCCACCACUGCAAAGCUGAGCUGGCAGAGCUGGCUCCUGCUACCUCCGUUGCUUAUGGAGCUCUGCUUCUCGGUGGCGGUCUCUUUGCCUAUGCACGAUCUAGAAGCAAGGGAUCUCUGUAUGGGGGAUUAUCAGGAGCUGCUCUAAUGGCAGUCGCUUAUUAUUUGAUUCAAGUGCCUGCGACAAAGGAUCUUGGUUAYGCCCUUGGUUUUGGAUCUGCUUUCCUUUUCACUUCUGUAUUUGCUCAAGAGGCAUAUUUCUUGGGGUACUUAACUGUUAGGUAUACGGUUGGUGGCCACUCGUAAAUUAAUUCCCUCAGGUCUUCUAUUUCUUCUCUCUAUCAUUGUGUUGGCCAUAUUUUACUCUUCCUUUUCCCAGCAGACCAUCUGAUCCAUGACCUGUUCUUGAGCUUGCAAUUAUCUUUAGGAGAUUGACAAGCGUUGUAUCUUUAUGAUCAGACCAUUGUACGUUCUGAGAUGGAACUGUUGUUUAGAACUUGAACUGUAUACACCCCUAUAAGUUGUGAAUAAAAUGCCACUUUACAGUUGGUCAUUGUGAAUUCAUUCCCA
Messenger RNA from Nelumbo nucifera (sacred lotus), 1001 nucleotides. NCBI's taxonomy places the organism in Eukaryota, Viridiplantae, Streptophyta, Magnoliopsida, Proteales, Nelumbonaceae. The record is from RefSeq and is a predicted model, not a curated record.